AUGACUUCAAACCACCUCGCCACUGAGCUGCCAAGCUGGUCGAAGCUGCAGCAGCUGCACGACGCCAAAGGGGCCAAGUACGAUCUGCGUCAAGCGUUCAAAGCUGAUCCCAAGCGGUUUGAGAAGUAUUCUGAGCAGUUCAAGGGAACAAAGACUGAUGCAUCUCUGCUUGUCGACUACUCCAAGAACCUCAUCGAUGAUGAAGUGUUGAAGACCUUGCUCGACUUGGCCCGCGAGGCCAAGGUGGAGGAGCAGAGGGAUGCCAUGUAUGCCGGAGAGAAGGUCAACUCUUCUGAAGGUCGCUCUGUUCUUCACAUUGCUCUGCGAGACCUGCCCGAGAAGUUCAAGCCCAAGGCAGAAGGUGUGGACGAGGUCAAGCCCGAAUUGGAGCACAUCAAGGCCUUCUCUGAUGCAGUGCGCUCCGGCUCGCACAAGGGCUACAGCGGCAAGCAGAUCAAGUCCAUCGUCAACAUCGGUAUCGGAGGAUCUAACCUAGGCCCUCUGAUGGUGACUCAAGCACUCAAGCCCUAUGCCAAAAAGGAUCUCGACGCUCAUUACGUCUCCAACAUUGAUGGUACUCACUUGGCCGAGGCUCUGCGCGCUUGCGACCCAGAGACAACAGUCUUUAUCAUUGCGUCCAAGACCUUCACUACUCAAGAGACCAUCACCAACGCAAAUUCUGCACGUGACUGGUUCUUGAAAACUGCCAAGGAUGAGAGCCACAUCUCAAAGCACUUCGUUGCGCUUUCAACCAACGUGAAGGAAGCGACUGCCUUUGGGAUCGACAAGGCCAACAUGUUCAAGUUCUGGGACUGGGUCGGUGGACGAUACUCCUUGUGGUCUGCCAUCGGUCUCAGCAUUGCCAUCGUGAUUGGCUACGAGAACUUUGAGCAGCUCUUGCUUGGCGCGCAUGAGCUCGAUGUGCACUUCAAAGAGGCGCCUUUGGAGAAGAACAUUCCAGUCCUCCUCGCUACCAUUGGCAUCUGGUAGGUUGCACACUUUUCACGCUCUGCUGUGCUGAGAUCUCACCUCACAUCAAUUGGCCUUUUUGACAGGUACAACAAUUUCUUUGAUGCUCAAUCCUACGCUCAGCUGCCUUAUGACCAGUACAUGCACAGGUUCGCUGCCUACUUUCAGCAGGUGAGAUCCAACGGGUUGCGGGAGCCUGCGGUAUUCUCAGACUGACUCCAGACAUCGCCAUCGCUUUCAGGCAAGCAUGGAGUCUCUUGGCAAAGGCGUCGCAAAGAAUGGCAAGCGAGUCGACUACCAGACUGGUGAAGUGCUUUGGGGCGAGCCCGGCACUGAUGGUCAAGUGAGUGCAGAACUUUUUGCUCGCGCCGAAUUUGAAGAGCUGACGCAAGUCCUUCACCUUCUCGUCACCCUAGCACGCAUUCUACCAGCUCAUUCACCAAGGCACUAAGCUGAUUCCUUGCGACUUCAUUGCUCCUAUUGAGACUCAGAAUCCCCUCGGCAAACACCACGACAUUCUCUUGUCCAACUUCUUCGCUCAGCCCGAGGCUCUUGCAUUUGGCAAGACGGCCGAAGAGGCCAAGGGCGAGUUGAGCGCCCAAGAUCAAUCCAACGAUUUCUUGAUUCAGAGCAAGAUUUUUACGGGUAACAGACCAACGAACAGCAUCUUGGCUCAAAAGAUCACUCCUGCCACUCUGGGUGCUCUGAUCGCUUUGUACGAGCACAAGAUUGCUGUGCAAGGUUUCAUCUGGAACGUCAAUGCCUACGAUCAAUUCGGCGUCGAGCUGGGCAAGGUGCUCGCGAAGAAAAUUUUGCCUGCUUUGGAAGCUGGAGACCCCAACAAGCCUGGUGACCACGACUCUAGCACCUCUGGCCUCAUCUCUUACUACCUAAAGAACAGAAAAGGUCACUGA
Messenger RNA from Ceraceosorus bombacis, 1883 nucleotides. The record is from the annotation of a GenBank genome assembly. NCBI's taxonomy places the organism in Eukaryota, Fungi, Basidiomycota, Exobasidiomycetes, Ceraceosorales, Ceraceosoraceae.